UUUUGUGGACCUAUUUUUCCUUCAACGACACGUCGAAGUUUUUGUCAACCGAACCUUCUUCCUCUCUCUCCCGUGUUUCUUUGAAAAGGGAAAGUAUUGGUAUUUCAAUUCAGCUUUUCGAUUUGGUCACAAAACGAGAACUGGUUUUUGUGUUGGACAAAUAAAGGUGAGAGCUUUAAAUGCGAGUUGGUUGAUGUUGGUUUCUUUCAUGCCUCUCUUUUUCGAAUGACCUUAAGAACUAAGCAUACCCAUCUCUUUCUAUCACUCUCUCUCUCUCUCUCCCUAUUUGAUAAAGUCUUGGCUCUGAGGGGUUUAUAGACCCAAUCGUUGUAGAUCAAUCAAACGAGCUCUGUUUAUAUAUUAGGUUCUGCGUAAGAGGGGUUUGGAUCAAGAAAUAAUGGAGUUCUGUGCGUACCCAUCUCGAUCUUUUAUGCCUUUGUUGUCUUCGUUUGGGAGUCACGUUGAGAGGGUUAAAGAGAUAUUCAAUUUCGCAGUUUCUACCGUUCUUGGGAAUCUCUUCUCUGCGAUCUUCACCUUCUUCUUUGCUUUAGUUGGAACCUUGUUGGGAGCCAUGACCGGAGCUUUAAUUGGUCAAGAAACUGAGAGCGGUUUUGUUAGAGGAGCUGCAGUUGGGGCCAUAUCAGGAGCUGUAUUUUCUAUUGAAGUUUUCGAGUCUUCUCUUGUUUUGUGGCAAUCAGAUGAAUCUGGGAUUGGGUGUCUCCUCUACUUGAUUGAUGUACUUGCAAGCCUUCUUAGUGGGAGACUUGUUCGAGAGCGAAUUGGUCCAGCCAUGUUAAGUGCAGUUCAAAGUCAGAUGGGUGCCAUAGAAGUGACCUUUGAGGAGGUACCGAACCUCUUUGACACUGGUGGCUCUAAAGGAUUGCCUGGACAUCUAGUCGAAAAGAUCCCACAGAUCAAAAUCACCAGCAAUAACAACAUUGAUGCUUCUGGGGAGAAAGUUUCUUGUUCAGUUUGUCUUCAGGACUUUCAAAUGGGAGAGACAGUCAGAAGCUUGCCUCAUUGUAAUCACAUGUUUCACCUACCAUGUAUAGAUAAGUGGCUUCUUAGGCAUGGUUCUUGCCCAAUGUGCAGAAGGGAUCUGUGAGGUUGUUUCUGUAGAAUGUUACAAGAUGAGAGAGAGUUCUUUCAUUAUUUUACACUGUGGUUGAAUCAUUGUAAUCAACUACCAUAUGUAGAAAAAUUUUGGCUUCUGAUAGUUCUCUAUGCUUCUUCUGGUAGUGUAUAUUACUCCAUCACCAACUUUGGUUUUCACCGAUUAAAACUAAUCAUCAUUGUUUAUUAUUGGCAAUUAGUGACCAGUAGCUUUGGCCUGUAUUGGAAUCUCUCUCUAACAAGAGAUGGGAAGCAUCAAAUUGCAAGAACUGGUGGUGCUAGUAACUGCUACAUUCAUCAA
This is a messenger RNA of Tripterygium wilfordii, 1414 nucleotides long. Its product is annotated as NEP1-interacting protein 1-like. The transcript has 5 exons. The record is from RefSeq and is a predicted model, not a curated record. The coding region runs from base 398 to 1105 and encodes 235 amino acids. NCBI's taxonomy places the organism in Eukaryota, Viridiplantae, Streptophyta, Magnoliopsida, Celastrales, Celastraceae.